UUGUGCCAAGUGUGUUGACUCUGACAAUAGUUUUUAUCAAUCGUUGGAUAUAGCUACUGUAAUUUCUUGAAUUACGGUCACUGAGAUAAAGCAAGGAAAGCUCAAAAAUUGCUGAAAUCUUACGAAAUUCCACACAAAGAUGCGUAUUCAAAUUGUGGCUGCUGCAUUCUUUUUGAUAUUCACAUAUCAUCAGUGUGAAGGUGCGAAUAUAUUGGUUUUAGAAGAAUUGCUAUCUCCUAGUCAUUAUCUGUGGUUCAAAAAAGUCACUGCUGGGCUGGUAGCAGCUGGUCAUAAUGUAACAGUGGUUUCUCCCGGCGCUGAUGUAUCGUCAGAAAAUCUGCAUUACAUUCACAUGGAAAAGGUGUAUGACAGAGUCUACAAACCCAUGGAAGAAAGUGGAAUGGAUUUCUUUGAAAUUGGCAACAUCAAUCCGUUUCUGCAGUUUCUGUUUUUAUCCGAUUGGAUUGUGAAUUCAUGUGAAGGUUUUGUAGAGUCGGAUGGAUGGCAAACACUCAAGAAUUAUCCAAGUAAUUUCAAGUUUGAUCUCGUAAUACACGACUUUCCGGCUGGAAUAUGUCUGCUGUCAUUCCUGCAGAAAUUCAACUAUCCACCGAUGAUUUUCAUGACUGCCUAUGCGGAAUACAAUUUUAUCUCGUACAUUACAAAGACAACCGUAACUCCAUCGUUUUAUCCGUAUGUGGCACUAGACGAAUUGCAGCCAACAUUUUUGUCGCGAGUUGAGAAUAUGUUGCUUCAUGCCAUCGAUUAUGUAUGUUACACUUACUUCAUAUUCCCAAAAUUGGACAAAAUUGUGUCGUCUUCAUUUGAAAAUCUACCACCAUUACAAGAACUUGCACAGCGAAGCAUAAUUACAAUGUUCAACUACGAUGCUGCGGUAGAAGGGAUCAGACAACUACCUCCAAACGUUAUUGGUGUUGGAGGACUGCAGAUCGAAAAACCGAAAGCUUUAACUGGAGAGAUAAAGUCCAUUGCUGAUCAGGCAACGAACGGUCUAAUUCUGUUCUCGCUUGGAACCAACGUAAAAAGUAAAGAUUUGGGAGACGUUCGCAUAACGCACAUAUUGAAAGCUUUUGCCAAUUUCCCUGAGUACACUUUCUUGUGGAAAUUUGAGGCUGAGAAACUACCGAUGGAAGCGCCAAAAAAUGUUUUCAUCAGAAAAUGGAUUCCACAGAAUGACGUCUUGGGCUACAAUAAUACAAAACUAUUUAUCACACAUGCUGGCGGUUUAAGUACCCAGGAAGCUAUAUGGCACGGAAUUCCUAUGUUGGCUAUGCCAGUAUUUUUGGAUCAAUUUGGAAACAGUCGCAAGUCGGUUAGGAAGGGUAUUGCCGAGCAACUUUUGUUUGCAGAUCUGUCUUCGUCCACAUUGACCGCAAAACUUCGACUGCUCCUUUCGAAUCAGAAGUACAAAAACACCGUGGUUGCUGCGUCCAAAGCUUUCCGGGAUCAAAAGGACACACCGCUAGAGCGAGGCCUUUGGUGGAUUGAAUGGGCAAUGCGAAAUCCCGAUCCCGUUCAUUUCAAAAGCCCGUCAAGUCACCUGGGAUUUUUCGGAAUUCAUUCGGUCGAUGUGAUUGUAUUUUUGGCAAUUGUUUUUGCAGUCCUGACCUACGGAGUGCUGGCGGUUUGCAGGAAAAUCAUUAAACUAAUCUUCUGCCGAAGUGAAAGCAACUCAAAAAGAAAGCUCUUUACCAUGCGUACUGAAGUCUUUCCAUCGUUGUUAACACUUCUGGCUGUUUACCAUCAGUGUCACGGAGCGAAUAUUCUGGUUCUUGAGGAAGUUUUAUCUAAAAGUCAUCACUUGUGGUACAAAAAGGUCACAGCGGGACUAGUAGCAGCUGGACAUAAUAUAACGGUAGUAACUCCACAACUUGAUGAGUCGUCACCCAAUGUUCACUACAUUUAUAUGGAAAAAGUGUACGAAGCGAUAUACAAAGCGUUUGAAUCUAAUUCGAAGUUUGACCCAUUCGACUUUGGCGAUUCUAGUCCAUUCGCUCAACUAGCUUUAUAUUGCGGGUGGUUGCAUAAUAUUUGCAAUGGAUUUGUUGAAUCGGCUGGUUGGGAAAUACUGAAAAAUUAUCCAAAUGAUUUCAAGUUUGAUCUCGUCAUACACGAUUUUCCGAGUGGCAUGUGUCUGUUGUCUUUUCUGGCAAAAUUCAAUUAUCCGCCGAUGAUUCAAAUGACCGCGUAUGGUGAUUACAAUUUCAUUGCAUACACCACCAAAUCAGCAUUGGUUCCGUCAAUGGCCCCACACAUUAUGUUACCUGAAUUAAAGCCGACGUUUUUUGGUCGAAUUGAAAAUUUUCUACUUCAUCUGUUCGACUACGUGUACUACAAUUACGUUGUCUAUCCGAAAUUUGAUAAAAUUGUGGCAUCGUCAUUUAAAAAUCUACCGCCUCUGAAAGAGCUGGCCCAGAGAAGCAUUAUCAGUCUUUUUAAUUACGACGCUGCAAUUGAUGGCGUUCGACAAUUACCACCGAAUGUUAUCGGUGUAGCUGGAUUACACAUUGAAACACCAAAAGCUUUAACAGGGGAACUGAAAUCAAUUGCUGAUGAAGCAAAAAACGGACUCGUUCUAUUUUCGUUGGGCAGUAAUGUGAGAAGCGAUUUAUUGGGUGAUGUGCGCAUUGCACAUAUCUUAAAAGCUUUUGCAAACUUUCCCGAUUACACUUUCCUAUGGAAAUUUGAGUCCGAUACACUUCCCAUCGAGCUGCCGAAAAAUGUGUUCAUCCAGAAAUGGAUUCCACAAAACGAUGUUUUGGCUCACAAAAACACCAAAUUAUUUAUAACACACGCUGGUCUGUUGAGUACACAGGAAGCUGUAUGGCAUGGUGUUCCAAUGUUGAAUAUGCCCGUUUUCAUUGAUCAAUUUGGAAACAGCUUCAGAUCUGUGCAAAAAGGAAUCGCUGAGCAGUUAGCCAUUAAGGAUCUAACAUCGUCAUCACUCACCGCAAAGAUUGAGCAACUUCUUUCGGAUGAAAAGUACAAAAAGAACAUUCUCGCUGCAGCGAAAGUAUUCAGAGAUCAGAAAGACAAACCGCUAGAGCGUGGUCUGUGGUGGAUUGAAUGGGCACUCCGAAAUCCGGAUGCUAUCCAUUUUAAGAGUUCUGGCUCUGAUCUGAAUUUUUUCCAAAUACAUUCCAUUGAUGUGAUUGCCUUUUUGAUGGUAAUUUUCAUGAUCACAGCGUCGGUUCUGGUUGCUAUACUAUGGAAAAUGGUUGGGUGUUUAUUACGUAGAAAAGGUGAUAACAGUAUAAAGAGCAAAGUGGAUUAAGUUAAAAUUAAAGAUAAGUGUGCAACAAGAGAGAAUUUAAAUUGUCUAUCCCAAUCGUUUGAAUAAAGUUUUGGUGUCCUCUGUUUAG
Bradysia coprophila is the source of this 3383-nucleotide messenger RNA. Its product is annotated as UDP-glucosyltransferase 2-like. Gene Ontology annotation, molecular function: UDP-glycosyltransferase activity. NCBI's taxonomy places the organism in Eukaryota, Metazoa, Arthropoda, Insecta, Diptera, Sciaridae. The record is from RefSeq and is a predicted model, not a curated record.